AUGGCUUCCCAGAGAAGAAUCCCGAUCCUGAGCCAGCUGAAGCAAGCGGUCCAGAAGGUCAAAUUCCUUCUCUCCUUCGACGCCACCAGCUGGAUGCUCUCCUCCCUCAGCGGCAAUAAACGUUCACCGGGCCGCGGGCUCAGCUUCCAGGCCCGGCCGAGCCUGCUCGACUGCUCCGGCUCCUCCUCCUCCUUCGGCGUCGUGCGAGGGACGUCGCUCUCCCGGGCGUCGUCGCUCGCCCUGAGCUCGCCGGAGACUCCGGCGACCGCGAUGUCGCGAUCGACCAGCGACGCUUCCGCUUCCGGAGAGGACAUUAAUUUGAAGGCGGACCGAUUCAUCGAGGGCUUCUACCGGCGGCUGCAGAUGGAGAGGCAGGUCUCGCUCGAGCUGAGCUACCUCAAAUCAAAGAGCUUGGAGAAGACACCCUCCCUCGAAUUUAAUUAA
This is a messenger RNA of Zingiber officinale, 444 nucleotides long. RefSeq lists its product as uncharacterized. The coding region runs from base 1 to 444 and encodes 147 amino acids. Lineage: Eukaryota; Viridiplantae; Streptophyta; Magnoliopsida; Zingiberales; Zingiberaceae. The transcript has a single exon. The record is from RefSeq and is a predicted model, not a curated record.